AUGACUGUCAAUUUGGAUGACGAACUGUUCACCAGUGCCAUCUCCGGAUACCACGAAGCCUUUUUGGUCCAACACUCCCACCUCCCGGAAUAUGAACGAAAUCAGCUCUGGAUUGAACGGCUGAGUCAGUUCAUCCCGGCCAACGACCGGGAUACCAACUGGCAGCCAGCUGGGAGCCUGGGGAAACGGAAUCGACAGGAUGCGACACCACGGACGUUGCCAUGUUGUGAUUUGGGUCUUCCUCAGGCAAAACGGAGAGCCACCACCCCGGAUCUCUCAGUCGAUUGCCCACGCGACCUCUCCUACGCCUGCCCCGCAGACCCACCUCGGAACGGCGCUGCCUUCGCGGGACAAGACUCCUACCGACACACGCCGAUGGUGCGCUCCCAGAGCCAGCAAAUACCGGUCUCCCACCAGCACCAGCCCACCGGUGCCGCCAUAGGUAAACGCCAAUCCUUCGGCCUGGUACGGACCCAUCGCCUCGACCAUGUCGACGAAUUUUCGCCAUCCGACUUCGCAAAGUAUUUGGACGUUCCUCCCAGUCAACCCUGUGACUCGGCGUUGACUUUCGGACUCGCAAAUCAUGGACAACCCGGACCUUUCCCUCAAUACCCUGACCGGACGUCCCCCUGGACCGACCAGGCCCCAGCAGCUGCGCCGGAGAUGUCCCGCAGCACGACCGCCGACUCCUUAGUCGGUGGAAUCAACAUGAUCCGCUUCGACUCGACCGGACCAGCUCAGUAUCAAGAACCGACUGACUCCGUGCCGCCAGACUGGGUGCCUUCUACCUCCGGCCUGCCGUAUCAAGACUCCUUUCUCUCCCCCGUGUACCCUGACCUAGAUCCCACAUCGUCUUCCCCAUUCUCCCAUUCCCCUUUCUCUCACCCAUCGUCCUUCUCCAACCUACCAUUCUCAGCAUCCGCUCCCCCAGCCGCCUCCUCUCGUUACCCAAUGCCCCACAAUCGCCUCCUCUUCGACUGCAUCGACGGCCAUACCCUGGCCUCACAGCGCUCCCGGGCUGUGCGACGCACCAAAGAGCAAAUCGCCCAGGCCGCGCGCCGCAUUGCUCCAAAGGUCGAGUCUGUGGCCAGCAGCAUGUCCCAGAUUGACAACCACAAGAUGGUCCGCAUCUCCUCGGCAGACGGCACAACAAAGGAAGUCGCCGCUAUCCCCAAGGCCUCCGUGCGACGGCCCCCGCGACCAAAGACAUACUGCCGCAUCUGCACGGACCAUCCGGACGGGUUCCACGGCGAGCACGAGCUGCGCCGCCAUAUCGAGCGCGUGCACGCUUCCGUCCGCACGGUCUGGGUCUGCCGUGAUAUCUCGCCUGGCAAGUACUUCCUUGCAAAUUGCAAGGCUUGUCGCAAUGGGAAGCGCUACGGUGCCAAUUACAAUGCCGCUGCACAUUUGCGCCGCACGCAUUUCAAUCCCUGUGAGCGGGGCCGCGGGGGCCGUGGGAAAGACAGUGAGAAGCGCGGCGGGAAGGGCGGAGGUAAUCAGCCCGGCAUGGAUGUUUUGAAACAUUGGAUGGUUGCCGCAGAGGAAGUCACCGAGGCGGCUGGCGAUGGCACCAACUCGAAGCUUCUGAUCCGGAAUCCCACGCAUCUUUCGACUAGGGACCCUGGGUAUCAACUUGCUGUUGCUGCUUGUGGCCUGGUUGAGGGUCAGCCUCCUUAUGUUGUGGAGUCCGCUCCGCUGAAGGAGUCUGACCAAUUCCCCGAGUUUCCCGAUGUUCCGUUUGAGUUCGAUUUUGAGAUGGAUCUUGAUCUCGACCUCGACCUCGACAUCGAGGAGUCGGAAGAUUCCUCAUUAUCCGGUUCGCAGGCAUCCUGCACGCCUGAUACUGAUUCAUAUCUCAAGUGA
This is a messenger RNA of Penicillium psychrosexuale, 1863 nucleotides long. RefSeq lists its product as uncharacterized. The coding region runs from base 1 to 1863 and encodes 620 amino acids. The transcript has 2 exons. The record is from RefSeq and is a predicted model, not a curated record. NCBI's taxonomy places the organism in Eukaryota, Fungi, Ascomycota, Eurotiomycetes, Eurotiales, Aspergillaceae.